AUGAGUUUUUUUCUUCGAAUUGUUCAAUCAUUUCCAUAUGCGGAAAAUUUAUAUGUGAUUAAUCGUAAAUUACAAAAUCGUAAACAAUCUAAUGAAUUAAUCAAUGAUAAUCAAAAUUUAUAUGCUAUUGAAUAUUUUUUUCUUAGUGAACUUCGUAUUGUCAAUGUUCAUGAUGAUUAUAUAGAAGAAUUUCUAUUUGAUACUAAAGCAUGUUUCCCAAAUAAUGUUAUUGUUCUUUAUAUUAAAUAUGAGUCUUUAAAACGAGUGACACAAUAUCACAAGAGAUGCUACACGAAUUGUGCCAAAAUUGAUAAAUUAUAUUUAUAUGAUGAACCAAAACGUUCAAAUUCUUUACAAGAAUAUUUUUCAAAUGCAGAAAUAUGUUUUUUUCAAAUAUUUGGAAGAUGA
Rotaria sp. Silwood2 is the source of this 408-nucleotide messenger RNA. The record is from the annotation of a GenBank genome assembly. NCBI's taxonomy places the organism in Eukaryota, Metazoa, Rotifera, Eurotatoria, Philodinida, Philodinidae.